Molecule: messenger RNA, 2903 nt
Organism: Blepharisma stoltei
Lineage: Eukaryota; Ciliophora; Heterotrichea; Heterotrichida; Blepharismidae
Source: the annotation of a GenBank genome assembly
AUGUCUUUAAAGAAUUUUGAAUUCAUCCAGAAGCUAGGAGAAGGCGCAUUUUCACAAGUUUACAAAGUUAAGAGGGUAAUUGACAGCCAAAUUUAUGCUUUAAAGCAGGUAAGAUUUGGAUCAUUGAGGCCUAAAGAAAAAGAAAAUGCUUUAAAUGAAGUAAGGAUUUUAGCUUCAGUUAUACAUCCUAACAUAAUUGGAUACAAAGAAGCUUUUAUAGACGAAUCUUCAAAUAGUUUAUGGUAGUUUUUACUUACUCCCUCUGUGAGUAAGCCAAAUAACUUUGCUAGCUUACGAAUGGGGGGUAUAAUUUAACUAAAAUGCAUUUUUUUGGAAGAUAAAGGAAUUUCAAUUCGCGAAUAUUGGAGUAAAAAUAAAAUUUAAGUUUUAGAUGCAAGCUAUUUAAAUUCAACAGAAUCGGCUAGAGAUUCAUUAUAAUAGUUAUUGUUUAUAUAUUAAAAAAUUGCAGCUAUGAGGGCGGCUUUGCUUUAACAUGAAGGGUGGAGCUAGUAUUGUGAUGGAAUUUGCAGAUGGAGGUGAUUUAUUAUCUAAAAUAAAUUCUCAUAAGCAGAAAAAUACUCAUUUUCCAGAAAGAGAGCUUUGAAGCAUUUUUAUUCAAAUGCUAAGCGGUGUAAAAGCGCUUCAUGACCUCAAAAUCCUUCAUAGAGACUUAAAGUCCGCAAAUGUUUUCGUUACCCGAGAUGGGGUAGUGAAAAUCGGGGAUAUGAAUAUUUCAAAAAUCGCAUAUGGCGGCCUUGCUCAUACCCAAGCAGGAACACCUUUUUAUGCUAGCCCAGAAGUAUGAAGAAACCAGCCUUAUGAUUCUAAAAGUGAUAUAUGGUCCUUAGGGUGCAUUUUAUAUGAGCUUACAAUGCUAAAUCCGCCUUUCAAGUCUGCGGAUAUGGAAGAUUAAGAUAAAAUGACUUAAAGGUUUCCAGGUUUGAUGCCUCCGCACGCUUAAGACUACCGAGACUUGCUUGUCAGAGGAAUUUAGUUGCCUCAGCAGCGGUCUACUUCGGAACUUGGGGCUUGUGCCGAUAUCCUUGAGUCUCGACGGGAUAGAAAGACUCCUCUUGCUCCACAUCAUUCAGCUACUAUGAAGCCUGAUUCCAUGAGGGAGAUAAUUAAAUAUGGCGUCUUCGUCUGGGCAUGGCCUUCCAGCCAUGCAGCCUCGACUCAUAUUUAAUUAUAUCCGGCAAGGUUUUGCCAGCUCAGAAAUGGACGGCAAUGCUAGGUAAGCAAUUCUGGUUGUGUUCAGAGCCUAGCCCAAGUCUACUUUCAGGGUUGGUUUUUUCCUCAUGGGAAACAAGGCAUGUCAGUUGGAAAGGGGAAGCCCAGCAGAGUCCUUUGGACCAAUCGGGCAACUCCCUAGCGUGAAACUGGGCGUUUACGUCCCAGGCUGCAUGUUUUUCCUUUUUGCCGAGAGCUGACCAGAAAAUCCAUUUUUUGGAUUUUCGGAAAAAGCAACCCAUGCUUCAAGCAAGUAGCUCACUCAUGAGUCGUCGAAGCCGGUGACGUUUGCCCUAGGCGCACCAUGGUGAUCGAAACGGGCUGGCCCAGCAGCCUGUGGGCCCGAUGCGGCGAAAGGCAAGUGGCAAGGCCUGGGAUAGUCUACCCCGUAGUGGACGUUAAGCGUCAUAAGUAGUAAGUUAAGUUAAGAUUCCUUGAGGGAGGGUGGCCCAGGGAAAAAUAAUCACGGCCCUCUGGAACUGGCAGGGAAAGAACCCGUGGCCAAAAACAAUUCGGAUUACUAAUAUCUAGACCGGAUUUCCCUACCCUACUGGCUUCCAAGACUUACCUACCCCAUAUAGCAGCUCAAGGCAAGCUAAAAGUUCAAAUCAAAGGCCUAAGCUUAUUUAGGCUAUAAAGCGAUUUUGGCUCCCAAAGUGGUGCGUCGUCAAAGAUAUAUUGUCGCCACAACCAUAUUAAUUAUUGCAGACAUGGAAGGAUUAUUCCAAAAAAUUGUAAGAGGUCAUUAUCCUCCAAUUUCUAUGGAAUAUUCCAAUGAUUUAUCGAAUUUAAUUAGGACUCUUCUGCAAGUGAAUUCUGGAUUAAGACCAACUUGUGAGAAAAUAUUGGAAAUGCCACUGAUUAGUAGAAAUAUUGAAGUCCAGCAAAUACGAGAAGUGGCUUCGACUGGAAAUUUGUUAAGCACAAUUAAAGUUAGUGGAAGCUUAAAUGGGAUCUCAAUGGCUUUGCCUCCUUCAAAUUAUCAUAAUAGACUUGUGAGUGUUGGAGCUUUAGCAGUAAACGGAGAAAUAAGAGGCAGCCCAAAGUCUUAUGACCUUCUAGGCAAACAUAUUUCUCAAGAAGCCAGCAAUUUCAGGUCAGAUGAUAUUAAAGCUAAAGCUAAUGAAAAUAGGCUGAAACUAGCCUAUCCUAUGUCAAGAGGCGAAAAAUAUAGGAAUAAUCAAAUUCCUUUAAACCAAAAAAGAUAAAAGGUGGCAUUGACUGAAAUUGGACUCCUAUGGAGCAGGUAGGACACAUGCAGAUGAAGCUGAAAGCAGGGCCUCUGUCCCUUUUUAAGUAGGCUUUUAGGCUUGGGGAUCCUUGCCUAAGAGGAAAGUUUCGUUUCUCUCCCUAAAAGGUUUUCCUAUCGAUUCAAGAAUGGCUAGACAGCUUUUGACUAUCAUAUGGCCCCUUUGUCUGGACCAUCUUGGCAGUGAGCUAUCCCUUAGACAGGUGUUUCAAAUCAGAAAUCCAAAAUUACCUUUCAUUUCCCUCUUUUGACUCGUGGGAUGAUGGAGGGUGCUAUUUUGGAGCCAAGACGAGGCAGAUGCUAAUGGGCUUGCCCGAUUAUGGUCAAUUUAAUAGUUUGAGUUUAAGUAAAUUUAGACCAAAGGAUUCAAAUUUUAAAAGAAAAAAGUCGAGGAAACCAGCUUAGAAUGAUAUGGUAUCGCUAA